This is a messenger RNA of Trichobilharzia szidati, 434 nucleotides long. The record is from the annotation of a GenBank genome assembly. Lineage: Eukaryota; Metazoa; Platyhelminthes; Trematoda; Strigeidida; Schistosomatidae.
GAAUCCUUCAAUGGCUUUUAAAUAUUACAAUAUGGGAAAAAUGUUUCUCUGAUAAACUACGCAGUUUCGCCGAUUUAUGCAGCGUGGCCAAUGUCUCCGUAUUCCUGUUUGCUCAAGCUAAUUUCGGUUAUUACAUCCAUGGGCAUUCACCAACUGGUUGCUCAGAUGUCGAUAUAGGCGGGAUAACACAAAUACUGUCAGUUGAAAGUGAAGGGAUAGCACCAAAACGUGGCAUCACCCCGGAUUCUGAUGACCACACCUAUCGAAUGGCUUUACCCUCUGGACUAAGGGAAACAUUCGAUCGAUUGUAUUCACCUCUGUUAAAUUUAACAGUGAAUAUUGAUAAAUGGGGCAAGCAAAUGUCAUCGUCUCAAGUGAUUACAAAUGAAGUCUAUCAGAAUAUUAAUCGAUUUUUGAAAAGAUUUAUUUCAAGA